GGCGCGUCUGGACUCAUACUGGUCACGCUGUUUGACAUCCUGUCAUUGCUGCUGCUGCCGACUGCCGUACUUUGACGGACUCAUCGAAUCCUACUCCCGCUCCCUUCUUGCCAACUGCCACGACACGCAUCGCUUUUUCUUCCGUUUGCAUCAAUCGCCCUGUCUGUUUUCCACGGUUGCAUCAUGUUCGGUCCCAUUUGUCUCGGUUGAAGCUCUCUUUGGAUGUGCUGGCGGAGCUACACUUCUCAGAGACCGUCAUCUCGCUUGACCGGGGCAUACUUUCUAGUCGGUUGAGUUUCUUCGGUUACCGUGGAUCCUGAGGUUUUAAUAACGGACCAAGCUUGUUCUGGCUGAGGAGUUUUAUCUCGGCAGGACGGAGUGGUGUAGAUGUCGGUGGAUGUCGAGUUUUCGCUUUUGAGAUUUUCUUCUCUGCGCAAUCAAUUUCAUUCCCGUAAUUCCUGAUUACUGAUAGCUAUUUCUGUAUUUAAAUAAAAGGGGAAGAUAGUUAUGGUCAGUGGUUUACGCCAUAUAAUCCACUGAUUACUGUUGCUGCGCGGAGCGCCUUUGUAUUUGGAGCAUCGCGAUUGCGAGAAGUAGGAGGUCAUCAGGGGGAAGUGUACUAGGUGUAAUAAUUGAUAAUUUGACUUACACCUUUUGCUUCGGGCACUGAAUUUUCGUGCAAAGGUCGUUAUGAAUAACGCUCAAUUGAAAGCGUGGGAAGCCGCACAGGCGCUGCCAAUAUCCGUAGACCUAGUUGCCGCUGCAACAGAAGAGCUUCGAAUGCUUGAAGAAGUUGAUCGGUUUCAAUGUUAUUAUGAAGGACCUGCAGUUGUACGAGCAAUCGACAGGUAUGAAAGAUGUUGGCUGCCCCUUUUGGCUAAAGAAGGGGAUGAUUCUCAAGGGGCAUCACCUCCGCUAGUUCCUCCCCUUGAUUGUGGUUGGAUUUGGCACGUCCAUCGCUUAAAUCCAAUUAGGUAUGCAAAAGAUUGUAAGGAGUUAUAUGGAAGAAUAUUGGAUGCACCGAUUAUAAACCCAUCAGACAGGCCUGUUGCUGUUAAUCACACCAAGGAUUUAUGGUCCGCCCUCUAUGUUGAUGAGCCUUACAACGUAGAGUUCGUUCAGACUGAUAACAAAGCUGUUCAAGAAAAGGAGAGCAGUGGAAUCUCCUCUAGCCUUAAGCAGCUAGCUAUCACGUCUGAUUCAAGAAAAAUCACGUAUGAUCUGGAGGCUGCCGUCUCACGGCAAAAGACGUUCUUCUAUCAAGUGUCUCAACCAUUUGUACGAACCGAUAGUUACUUGAAAUCUGCAGAGCAACGUUACAAGGGCUUUCUAUAUUUAUUCACUUUGAAUAAGGGACUUUUUCUCGUUCCAACUUACGAUGUUGACAUCAUGUGGCAUGCUCACCAGCUGUGUCCGUCCGCUUACGACCGGGACUGUAUGGCUAUUUUAAACAAGGUUUUGAACCACGAUGAUACGGACAGUGAUCGAAAUCCUGGUCAGAAACUCAACACAGGUUUUAAGGACACUUGUGAAUUAUGGGAAGAAACCUUCGGAGAAAUUUACGCAAAGGCAGGAUGCAUGUGGAGAGGAGACUUGCCUGUCCCCGUUGAACCAUUGCCUGUGAAUUCAAAUGCUUCGUUGAAUGACGCAUCGGUUUCGUCGAAUGUUCACGAACAGAGUACUUAUUUAACUCAGAGACAAACUGUCCAGGUCUGCUUGGCGUUGCUUGGGGCUAGAGAUGUUUCUGUGAAGAAGGCAGGGCCUACUCUAUUUGUUCGUAUCCAGCUCCUUCAGAGGUGUCCAUCCUUCAAGUUGGACACAUAUGAAGUACCCACGUACUCGGACCCCGUUUGGAGACAAUUGUAUACAUUUAAGUUUGAAACCUCAACACAGGGUCUGCUUCUUCAACUUCGUUCCACCUCUAGCGGGAUCCUCUCAUCAUGUUCAAAGUUGCUUGGGGAGAUGAUCCUCACAUGGGAUACAUUGUUGUCUUCACCGACAUUAUCAGUAAAGAAAUGGUUCACUUUGACUAAAGGAAAAUCUUCGCCUCCGCCCUCAUUGCACGUUUCAGCUUCGAUCACACCACCUGUUGCAGCCCCAUACUUAUUGCGGACCCUUGAAGUUUCUCAGGACCGGGUCUUGAAAGAGGGGUCUUUUUAUUCAUUUAGGAAUGUUUUUGAUCAUGCUGACAACGAGCGGCUUAUGUUGCACAUUCAAUAUGACAGUGAAGGCUCAUUUAAAGUAGGACCAUCCUCGAUACAAGAAGUACGGGUGCUCCAAGGCGCACAGAAGAAGUCAAGAUUUACAAAGAGGAAAAUGAAUUCAGCAGGUACUCUCUUGGGUCGAGCUCAACCACUAGUUAAAUCAGAUUCAGGCAAAUCGAAUGCAAGACAUUGGCAAUUGUUUGACAACAGCAUCCAACUAACUAUCCGGAAGAGAGCCGACGACAAUCAGUGGCACUUGAGGCCCGAGCUCAGUCUUGAAGGAAAAGUUGGCCACCCAGUAGCUUUAGUUCCAGGAAAACGGUUAGAUUAUCAAGUAAAUGGCUCAACUGAGGAGGAGGAGGCUGGAUUUGUAACACUAGUUCGGUAUACUCCUGAUGCUCCAGCGGGCAAAGCUACUGCCCUUUUCAAUACAAGUUCUGGUGCUAUGGAGGUGAAGCCAGAAGAGAGUGUACCUCUUGUGGUGUUGAUCUCCACAGUUACGUCUCUCUCUCUCGUUGAAAUGCUCGGUAAAAGUCGACCUCAAACACCAAAAUCUGGAAGUAGAAAGGCGCGAGCGACUGGAAAUGAGUGGGGUGCAGUAAUAUUCGAGAGGCAGGCUAAUGAAAAGAGCGACAUUGCAAGGAAGAUGGCGCUGUACAACUCGCUGAACUAUCACUAUUGGUGGGAUAUGCCGUUCUUGCUGUGGUGUGCUAGCUUCCACAACAACGCUUCUCUUCUGAGUGACGUCACAGCAUAUCAGUUUGCCGGGUUAUAUGGAGAUGGUCGAAGGAGACGCCAGCAAUAAUUGAUUAAUGGCUAUGAUCUGGGGGUACUUUAUGCAAGUGCUUUUAAGGGGCUUGGAAAAGGUUUGUAUGUGUAUAUUUCUUGGCAGGAACACAAGCCAUUUCCCUGAGAAAAUUUGUACGCAUGAGCUGUAUCAUACAUAUGGUUUGGGUAAAUAAUUUAGGAGGUCGAAGAUCGACAUUUGUGUACAACUAAUUUACUGAUUUGGUGGAAACAAUUGUAGAAGUUUUUGUCUUUUUUUCGUGGUCGUGGUUUCGCCACCCAUAUUCACCUCUUCUCUCGCGCUACACAAGGGGAGAACUGCCAUCCACCUGCGACCUUCAUGGAAUGGGAAAUCAACUUGGAAUUGUUUUUAGAGUACGGAUGUUCUACCUCCCCAAGAUAUGAAAAAAAUUACAUUGUCUAUUUAGCCAAUUUUAUCCCUCAAAUGUUUUUCAACAAAAUUUUGCAAAAAGUAUUUAAGUAAAUAGAUGAAAUAUAAUUUUAUCCUU
Physcomitrium patens is the source of this 3499-nucleotide messenger RNA. RefSeq names its product glycine-rich domain-containing protein 1. The record is from RefSeq and is a predicted model, not a curated record. NCBI's taxonomy places the organism in Eukaryota, Viridiplantae, Streptophyta, Bryopsida, Funariales, Funariaceae.